Bradysia coprophila is the source of this 1687-nucleotide messenger RNA. Its product is annotated as bleomycin hydrolase-like. Gene Ontology annotation, biological process: L-homocysteine catabolic process; proteolysis; response to toxic substance. The record is from RefSeq and is a predicted model, not a curated record. Gene Ontology annotation, molecular function: cysteine-type aminopeptidase activity. Gene Ontology annotation, cellular component: cytoplasm. NCBI's taxonomy places the organism in Eukaryota, Metazoa, Arthropoda, Insecta, Diptera, Sciaridae.
UGUGAAUGUUUUUGUUUAUGCGUUUUUUAUCAUCCAACAGCACAUCCAUACACACAGUGCUACAUUUAAACGUCAGCUGCAGUGAAAGUGAAAAGAAAUUUUUUGGAAACAAAAGUUCAAUUGGAAAAUCGAAAGAGUCUGCAGCAGGAACAUGGAUGAUAUGGAAUCCCUGACACAAGAGACUGUGUCGCAGUGGAAGGAGAGCUUUAAAGCGGAUCCGAAAAAUCUACUUGCCCAAAAUGCCUGCGCACGAAACGACCCAUUCGAAAUUUCCAUUUCGAAGCAACGGCUACAGAAUACGCACCAUAUGUUCAACCGCAGGAUCGAAGCCGAAGGAAAACCAGUCACCAACCAGAAAGGUUCCAGUCGCUGCUGGCUCUUUGCGGCGUUAAAUGUUAUGCGAAUUCCGUUCAUGAAAGCGCACAAUAUCGAAGAAUUCGAAUUCUCGCAGGCGUAUCUGUUCUACUGGGAUAAAAUCGAGCGUUCCUACUACUUCCUGAAUAAAUUCGUUGAGCUCGUUCAGCGUGGCGAGAAACCUGACGGUCGGUUGAUGGCGUUUUUGUUGAAGAAUCCAAUAGAUGAAGGUGGUCAAUGGUCCAUGGUGAUCAACUUGGUCAGUAAGUACGGCGUUAUGCCGAAGAAAUACUUUCCGGAAACGUUCAGCUGUGAAGCGAGUCUACGCAUGAACAUGGCCUUGAAGAGCAAACUGCGUGAAUAUGCAAGAAUUCUUCGGGUGAUGAUCACGGAAGAAAACGCAACGAAAGAGGCCAUCAAGACCAAAAUCAUGGAACAGAUGAAAGAGGUGUACAAUAUCGUCGGCAUUUGCAUCGGAAUACCGGGCGAUACGUUCAAUUGGGAGUAUUAUGAUAAGACAAAGAAAUACCAAGCCACGGGCGAUAUUACACCGCUACAAUUCUACGAAACCCUGGUGAAGCCGUAUUUCAAUGUUGAAAACAAAUUAUGUCUCAUGAAUGAUGCGCGACGGACUAGCCACUACAAUUUUACGUACACCGUUGAUUGUCUGAACAAUGUUGUUGGCGGCCAACAAGUUAUUUACAACAAUCAACCAGUGAAAUCAUUGCAGCAAGCGGUCGUAAAGAGCAUCUUGAAUGGGGAGCCGGUAUGGUUUGGAUGUGAUGUUGGAAAACGUACAUACAGGAAGCAUGGCAUUUUGGACGUGGAAAUAAAUGACUUCAAAACGCUAUUCGGAGUCGACAUUCAAACGACCCUAUCGAAAGAGGAUCGACUUAUUUACGGCGAAUCGGCUCUGACCCAUGCCAUGGUGUUUACGGCUGUGCAUUUGAACGAAAAUGGUGCACCGAUUCGAUACCGUGUGGAGAAUUCAUGGGGCGAAGAUCCCGGCGAAAAGGGAUACAUCAUAAUGACGGACGAUUGGUUCAGAGAGUUUGUUUACGAAGUGGUGGUCGACAUAAAGUAUAUAACUGACGACGUUGCAGCCAUUUUUCCGUUAGAACCGAUUGUGCUUCCAGCAUGGGAUCCUAUGGGCACCUUAGCACAAUAGAUUUCCGAGGGGCGGGAAUAUUUUUCAUUUAAAUCAAUUCUUUGUUUGUGUUCGAUGUCUUCAGAAUCAGAAACGUGUGUGGUAUGACGUGAUUGCUGCGUGAAUAACCGUUUGCCAAUAAACUUUUUUUUUUGUACAAAUAAAGACAACAAUUUACUAAACCGA